Molecule: messenger RNA, 3664 nt
Organism: Talpa occidentalis (Iberian mole)
Lineage: Eukaryota; Metazoa; Chordata; Mammalia; Eulipotyphla; Talpidae
Gene: AFAP1L2
Product: actin filament associated protein 1 like 2
Exons: 20
Coding region: 39-2528 (829 amino acids)
Biological process (GO): regulation of interleukin-6 production; positive regulation of epidermal growth factor receptor signaling pathway; inflammatory response
Cellular component (GO): cytosol
Molecular function (GO): SH3 domain binding; SH2 domain binding
Source: RefSeq, a predicted model, not a curated record
GCGGAGUCGCCGGGCGAGGAGCGCGCGCCGUCGCCCCCAUGGAGCGGUACAAAGCACAGGGGUGUUGCUGCCUGGUGGUACAGAGAAGGAUCCUGCAGGUUUCUGCUUCCCUGGAGCAGCUGCUGACAGAGCUGGAGGACUUUCUCAAGAUCCUGGAUCAGGAGAACCUGAGUAGCACAGCCCUGGUGAAGAAGUGUGGCCUGGCCGAGCUCCUCCGGCUCUACACCAAGAGCAGCAGUUCUGAUGAGGAGUAUAUUUAUAUGAACAAAGUGACUGUCAACAAGCAACCAAAUGCUGAGUCCCAAGACAAAGCACCUGAGGAGCAGAAGCCACUGGCUAAUGGGGAGCCUGCCCAGCACUCCUCACCUCCUCAGAAGAGUCUUCCAGACCUUCCACCACCCAAGAUCAUUCCAGAACGGAAACAGCUCUCCAUCCCAAAGAUCGAGUCUCCAGAGGGUUACUAUGAAGAGGCUGAGCCAUAUGACAUGUCCCUCAAUGAGGACGGAGAGGCCGUGAGCAGCUCCUACGAGUCCUACGACGAGGAGGAGAGCAGCAAGGGCAAGUCGGCACCGCACCAGUGGCCCUCGCCGGAGGCCAGCAUCGAGCUGAUGCGUGAUGCCCGCAUCUGCGCCUUCCUGUGGCGCAAGAAGUGGCUGGGACAGUGGGCCAAGCAGCUCUGCGUCAUCAAGGACACCAGGCUCCUGUGUUACAAAUCCUCCAAGGACCACAGCCCGCAGCUGGACGUGAAUUUGCUGGGCAGCAGCGUUGUUCACAAGGAGAAGCAAGUGCGGAAGAAGGAACACAAGUUGAAGAUCACGCCAAUGAAUGCAGACGUGAUCGUGCUGGGCCUCCAGAGCAAGGACCAAGCUGAGCAGUGGCUCAGGGUCAUCCAGGAGGUGAGUAGCCUGCCUUCAGAAGGAGCGUGCGAGGGGAACCAGUACACCCCAGACGUCCCACGCCUGAACUGCCAGAAGGCAGACAUACCGGAGAAGUACCUGUCGGGCUCAGAGUAUGGCAGCUCUGUGGAUGGCCCCCCAGAGGUCCCAGACACCAAAGAUGUCAAGAAGAAGUCUUCUGCUGGCCUCAAACUGAGCAAUCUCAUGAACCUGGGCAGGAAGAAAUCCACCUCGCUGGAGCCUCCGGAAAGGUCCCUCGAGACAUCCAGCUACCUGAACGUGCUGGUGAACAGCCAGUGGAAGUCGCGCUGGUGCUCCGUCAGGGACAGCCACCUGCACUUCUACCAGGACCGGAACAGGAGCAAGGUGGCCCAGCAGCCCCUCAGCCUGGUGGGCUGCGAGGUGGUCCCAGACCCGAGCCCCGACCACCUCUACUCCUUCCGCAUCCUCCACCACGGCGAAGAGCUGGCCAAGCUGGAGGCCAAGUCUUCCGAGGAGAUGGGCCACUGGCUCGGCCUACUGCUGUCCGAGUCGGGCUCCAAGACAGACCCGGAAGACUUCACCUACGACUACGUGGAUGCGGACAGGGUUUCCUGUAUUGUCAGUGCGGCAAAAAACUCUCUCCUGCUGAUGCAGAGAAAGUUCUCGGAGCAGAACAUGUACAUCGAUGGCUUGCCCAGCCAGGCCCACGAGGAGCUGCUGUAUGACGACGUGGAGAUGGCUGAGCUGACAGCAGUGCAGGUGGAACCCCCCGAGGAAGCCGCUCCUGUAACAGGUGCUGAGAACGAGGCCGACCGAUUGUACCUGGACCUCACACCUGUUAAGUCCUUCCUGCACAGCCCAGUUGGUGCCCAGGCCCGAGCCUCCUCCCCUACGCUGCCUCUCCUGGAACUCCCAGCUGAUGUCCUCUUCCGCCCUAGCUUAGAUGAGGCUCUUGUGAAGUCUUCAGAGACUCCCGAGUUACAGAUGCAGGGGCUGAGUCCCGAGCCUGGGGAGCCUUCCCUGCGAAUCACAGCAGUCAAAAUCCAGACUGAACAACAGAAAAUCUCCUUCUCACCAAGCUGCCCUGAUGCUGUAGCUGUCACCCCAGUCGGGCCCAGCUCACCCGUGAAAGACAGGUUGAAGACCACCUCUGCAGAGAUCAAACUUGGCAAGAAUCGGACAGAGGCUGAGGUGAAGCGGUACACCGAGGAGAAGGAGCGGCUCGAGAAGCAGAAGGAAGAAAUCCGGGGGCACCUGGCCCAGCUUCGGAAAGAGAAGCGGGAGCUGAAGGAGACUCUGUCAAGAUGUACAGACAAGGGCAUCCUGGCCGGCCUGGAACAGAAGCUGAAAGAAAUUGAUGAGGAGUGCCGGGUGGAGGAGAGCAAGCGUGUGGACCUUGAGCUCAACAUUGUGGAGGUGAAGGACAACCUGAAGAAGGCAGAGGCUGGGCCGGUGACCCUGGGCACCACAGUGGACACCACCCACCUGGAGACCGCAAGCCCCCGCCCCAAAGCUGCCACCCCUGCCCCCGACUCUACGCCAGUCAACUCCGCAACAGCCCUUAAGAACAGGCCUCUUUCGGUCAUGGUCACUGGCAAAGGCACCGUCCUGCAGAAAGCCAAGGAAUGGGAGAAGAAAGGAGGAAGUUAGGAAACAAGCUUCACCUAAAGACUUUCCUGGGGAUAUGGAUGUCGGUGACAAUCCUGCUUCAUUAACGUCUUGGUUAAAGCAGCAACUUUGUGAGAGGGUAAGUCUGUCUGGAGGAAAAAGCAAUGACUGGGGGACAGUGAAUAAAGCCCUUCAGCUAAGAGGAGGCUCUGUCCUUUUCAGAGCCAAAGGAAAUGAUACAACAAAAAAAGCAGGCUGCUUUGGAGACCUAAAUCUAUUGAAUGCAAACAAGACGUUGCAGUACUUAGGGCUGUUGUUUUUCAUCUUUGAAGUUUUUGUCAAUUGCUUUAUCAAGCUUGUGAUGCUGAGACUUUGGAGGAAAAAAAACAAUAGCAGGGCCCUAGUCCACUGGCCACAAGGCUUUAGUGGCCAAGGAGAACUAAAAAUCCUGACUCAUCUCUUGUCUACGACUCAGCCUUCGAGUUUAAUUUUCCCCAAGGUUUGGAGGACCAACUCCUCUUCCACGGUCAUCAACAGCAUUGCUGGCACCUGUGUGAAGCCAUCAAUGACAAGUUUUGAAAAGUGGUCAUAGGAAAAUAUUUGGGACCAAGCAGUGGCACUAAGUUAAGGACUUUUUUAGCCGAAAGCAGGCGUGAAUCAACUGUUUAAUAAAAUUUUAAGUGAUGUUGUUACAUUAUAUUAAAGUGUUUAAAAUCAUGUAAUUUAGGACAGUUUAAAGUAUCUUGAGAUUUAACUGACUUUGUAUCUUACCUGGGGCGGGGUAGGGUGGGGGGGGAGAGCAUGAUGUUUACAGAUCCAGCCCUAUGGCCAGACCAUUUUUAAGGAAAGAGCAAUUUAAUAUAAUGCUCUUAUUCCCUGUUUGUUUUUUUUUAACUCGUGCUUAAUGUCUAGGUCCGUCCCUUCUAAGCAAAAAUGGUCAAAUUUGGUUUCUUCUGCCCCUGUCUUCUAAUGGCAUUGUUUUUUAACACAGGUUGAAACAUUUCAUCUACUAUCUCUGCCCCUAUCUCUGGGGGUUCUCAGCAUUCCUUCACACUGGGUCUGAGAACUAAAGAUUUUUUUCUUAUUGUCUAAUCCCAGGGCAUUUAUUUCCUUUGUCAUAAACCCCUGAUGGUGAGUUAAUUUUUUAAUAAAAUGUUAAUUGUAUUUUGGGUUUUCCU